Messenger RNA from Eurypyga helias (sunbittern), 693 nucleotides. It is a transcript of the gene RASL11B, whose product is annotated as RAS-like, family 11, member B. Bases 1 to 693 code for a protein of 230 amino acids. The record is from RefSeq and is a predicted model, not a curated record. The transcript has 3 exons. Gene Ontology annotation, molecular function: GTPase activity; GTP binding. NCBI's taxonomy places the organism in Eukaryota, Metazoa, Chordata, Aves, Eurypygiformes, Eurypygidae.
AUGCCGGCAGCCAAGUGCCCCCGGCUGGGCCGGCCGGGAAAGCGAGAGGUGAUGCGGGGAGUGUGUAAAACACGCAGCCUUGGAAAAGCCAAACGAACGAAAAAGCCUGCAGAUCGGUCAAAGCUUUUCAGAACGAUGGGUUGUGAGUGUAACCUCUACAGCCGGCACAUCCAGAUCGACGGAGAGACCUUGGCUAUCCAAGUGCAAGAUACUCCGGGAGUUCAGAUUCACGAACACAACCUGGAUUGUAACGAGCAGCUGAACAGAUGCAUUCGCUGGGCAGACGCCCUGGUGAUUGUCUUCUCCGUCACAGACUAUAAGAGCUACGAACUACUCAGCCACCUUUACCAUCACGUUCGACAGCUGCACCCAGGAAACGCGGUCCCUGUUGUCAUCAUAGCCAACAAAGCCGAUCUCUUGCAUAUCAAAGAGGUGGAGCCUCAGCAUGGACUUCAGCUGGCCAACAUGCUGGGCUGUACUUUCUACGAAGUAUCUGUCAGUGAAAACUACAACGAUAUCUUCAACGCCUUCCAUAUCCUCUGUAAAGAAGUCAGCAAACAGCAAACGGCCAGCACCCCUGAGAGGAGGAGAACCUCUCUUAUUCCUCGUCCCAAAUCGCCCAACAUGCAGGAUCUGAAGAGGAGGUUUAAGCAAGCUUUGUCUGCCAAAGUGAGGACCGUCACUUCUGUUUGA